Molecule: messenger RNA, 1902 nt
Organism: Coregonus clupeaformis (lake whitefish)
Lineage: Eukaryota; Metazoa; Chordata; Actinopteri; Salmoniformes; Salmonidae
Product: insulin-like growth factor-binding protein 3
Exons: 4
Coding region: 47-910 (287 amino acids)
Biological process (GO): regulation of insulin-like growth factor receptor signaling pathway
Cellular component (GO): extracellular region
Molecular function (GO): insulin-like growth factor I binding; insulin-like growth factor II binding; fibronectin binding
Source: RefSeq, a predicted model, not a curated record
UUAAAUUCAGGACAUUACGCACCAAGACCCUCCCGAUAUCAUCACCAUGGAGACAUGUUUUCUCACACUUUGGAUGACAGUUGUUCUGGCUUCGAUUAUGCGGAGAUCAGUCGCGGUAGGGCCGGUUAUCCGGUGCGAACCAUGUGAUGCUGGAGCCCGGCUCCUGUGCAAGCAGUUGCCCAGGGACUGCGCAGAGAGAGUUCGCGAACCGGGCUGCGGGUGCUGCAUGACUUGCGCGCUGGCCUUUGGAAAGCCGUGCGGGGUGUACACGGGGAGAUGUGGCUCCGGGAUGACAUGCCAGUACCAGCCCGGCGAGACGAAACCUCUCCAAGCUCUGCUGGAAGGACGAGGACAGUGUGCAAACGCGAUCAUUAAAAGACCUGUUGCCACUUUAGUCAAUGAACGUCAAGAAAAUUAUGGUGGUACUCAGGAGGAGGAGCGAAUCACCACCGCCCCAGUGCUCCAAGCCCCCUUCAGCACCAGCAGACCUCCUGUAGACUCCAGACUCCCCCAUCACCCCUCUCUCCUCCACCCAGUCAAAGCAGAGGUCAUCCGCAGGGAGCAGCUGAAGAGGGCCCAGAGUUACAAGAUGGAGGAAAUCCCUGGAGCUCUCAGCACAGACCAACAGAACUUCUCCCUGGAAUCCAAGCAGGACCCAGAGUAUGGUCCCUGUCGUAGAGAGAUGGAGAGUAUCCUCAAUGGACUGAAGAUCGCAGACAUCCUCAACCCCAGAGGCUUCCGCAUCCCAAACUGUGACAAGAAGGGCUUCUACAAGAAAAAACAGUGCCGUCCAUCCAAGGGCAGAAAGCGAGGUUUUUGCUGGUGUGUCGAUAAGUAUGGGCAGCCAUUGCCAGGUUUCGACGGGAAGGAGCGAGGAGACGCUCAGUGCUACAACUCAGAGAGCCAAUAAGACAAGAGCAGCGAGAAAGAGCCAGAGAGAGAAAGCGAGAGAGAGAGAGAGGGUGAGAGAAAGAAAAAGGAGCCAUGAAUACACAGAGAAACUAUGAGGAUAUUGGGAUUCAAAAGGGUCCAAAAUGGCUGGGCCUGGACAUGUGUUGGCUGGCAUUGAUGACUCUUUGGCCCAUGGGACCUUAUGGAGGGCAGGGCAGGGGGAGUGGCUUGAGAAGAAGACAGGACUCAUCCAAUCACACUCCUUGUGUCCAACAAACAUCCUCCUAUGCUAUGUGCUGCUCAUAUGUACUGUAAGCAGUGUGUGGAUGGAUUCUCCAUAGACUGAAAGGGCAGACCAGACUUGUUUUAUGUAACUAAGAAGGACACAUGAGAUGUAAUCAUUCACUCCAUAGCAGAGGGCUAGCCUUGAUGAUUACAGACUUGAUGACAGAGGAUCAUAUACAGUACCUGUCUCGACCCUCAAUGAGAGGCGUACACCAACGCACAGCUAGGUGGCACUAUACUCACGUGUGUGGGUUUGAAUGGCUACAUUAUAUGAUUAUAUUUGUAUGUGUGUGAUUCUGUAUGUUUGAUAUGUUACUGUAUGUUUUUGUUUAAAUGUGUGUGUUUGUAUGUGUCUGUGUGGUUGUGUCUCUUUGUCUAUACGUGUAACCGUAUGCUAUGGGGUGCUGGUGUACGACCACCCUGUGGCACAGUACAGUGUCAUAAAAUGCUUUCCCAAUUUGUGGCAGAGAAUACAUAACUCAGCUUUUAGUCCAUUCAGUAUCUCACUGUAGGAUCACUGCCCUCUCCUCAGGACCCUUUAAGGGAGUUGACUAUAAAGCUUGGAUGUUGUUCUCAUCUUUCCUAUGCAGCUCAUAUACACUGUGUACAAAACAUUAGGAAUACCUGCUCGUUCCAUGACGUGGACUGACCAGCUGAAUCCAGGUGAACGCUAUGAUCCCUUAUUGAUGUCACUUGUUAAAUCCACUUCAAUCAGUGUAGAUGAAG